Messenger RNA from Nematolebias whitei (Rio pearlfish), 946 nucleotides. It is a transcript of the gene med10, whose product is annotated as mediator complex subunit 10. Gene Ontology annotation, cellular component: chromatin; mediator complex. The transcript has 4 exons. Bases 91 to 495 code for a protein of 134 amino acids. NCBI's taxonomy places the organism in Eukaryota, Metazoa, Chordata, Actinopteri, Cyprinodontiformes, Rivulidae. Gene Ontology annotation, biological process: positive regulation of transcription by RNA polymerase II. Gene Ontology annotation, molecular function: transcription coregulator activity. The record is from RefSeq and is a predicted model, not a curated record.
CGUGGUGUCGGCAGCUAACAGCAGUCAGCGAGUUUUCGUCAAAAGAGAUUUUCCAAACGCUUUUAAUAACUCUUUAAAGAUAUAUCCAAGAUGGCCGAAAAGUUCGACAACCUCGAGGAGCAUCUGGAGAAAUUCAUCGAGAACAUUCGACAGUUAGGAAUCAUUGUUAGCGACUUCCAGCCGAGCAGCCAGGCGGUCCUCAACCAGAAGCUGAAUUUCAUGAUUUCUGGACUACAAGAUGUCGAGAAGUGCCGUCAACAGCUUCAUGAGAUCAACGUUCCCCUGGAGGUGUUCGAGUACAUUGACCAAGGCCGAAACCCUCAGCUGUACACCAAGGAGUGUCUGGAAAGAGCCUUGGCAAGGAACGAGCAGGUCAAAGGGAAGAUAGACACUAUGACGAAAUUCAAGAGUCUUUUAAUUUCCGAACUUAGUAAGGUUUUCCCAGAGGAAAUGGCCAACUACAGAGCUAUACGUGGAGAAGAUUCACCCUCCUAGAGGCUGCUGGAGAUUAUUCCCAGGCUGACCUCCAACCUGUGACCCCCCCCCUGGAAUGAAAGCCUGGAAGGAGUUUAACAAAGCAGGAAGCUGCGACCGCCAACAGCUGAUUAUUAUUAUUGUUGUGCGAUGCUGUUGGCGUCUGGAGCGAGGAGGUUUCAUAUCCGCCUCAGCUAGUCGUUGCCUUUUUGUAAAUUGAAACACUUUGUCAAGCGAGUUUUGGAGAACCAGACGAUUUUUAUACAACAGGUUUGUGCGUUCGGAGAUAUUUCUAUAAGCGGAUACAAUAAAUCACCAGUAUUUAACGCUUGAAGCUGUACAAACAACAAGCUGCAGUUCUGUAUGAAGGAUUGACUCCAUCAGGCACAGGUACUGAAUAUAUACACUCUUAUUACUGACCUUUUUGUAGUACUACUUUGUUGUUGUGCACAGUUUUAUAACAUUUUGAGUC